AUGAUUCCCACCCGGAUCGUCGCUACGCCCUUCUCCGCCUCCGUCUCCAUCAUCGCCGUCAUCUUCCGACUUACCUGGUACCUCAUCCUGGUAACCCUCUUCUAUUCAACAGGUGUCACCUCCGCUAGCAUCACUGCCGUCCGCCGCGGCUCGUCCAACGACAAUGAUGGCGUCUUCCAGGCCGGCAUCGCGCGGAGUUUAGCCCUCUCUUCCCUCAUCAACACCAAACCAUCAGUACAAAAGCGAAGCGCUACCGAACACGUCAUCCUCUGCGACUGCCUCUCGGCCUCCGGGAUCCGGUCGUCGCAAAUGGCAUACUACAGCGCCGACGUCCAGGGAUCACCGACGGGGGGCGUGGGGAUCGUCGAUACCGAGUUAAACACGACAGCAACCUGGUACAACGCCACGACAUCAGCGACGUGGGCCGACACAGGCGUGACGUUCAAAGCCGUGAUCGGGUACCAUGUCGCUGAGGACGAUUACGUGGGAAAGGGGAAUAAUGGAUAUGGAGACUUUAGGUGUUGGCAGAGAGCCAGGACGGGGUUUGCGUAUGACUUGAAGGGGAAUGGGAAUGUGUGUGAGAUGAAGAUUGAUUGUAAUAAGGCUGUUGCGCCUUCCACCGACCCAGCCUAUGUCCCCUUGGAAUCAACCACUACAUUGACCAGCGACGACGGCCAAUCACCAGCUUCAGCCGGCAACACUCCUGCUCCCACUUCCACCAACUCGGCAGAAAACGCACAGCAACCAGGCCUCGAGAACAAAGACAAAGACAAAGUAAUCUCCACUGGAGCCGUAAUCGGCAUCGCCAUGGGCAUAGUCGUAGCCUUUACUUUUCUCGCCGGCGGGGCAGGGUUCUUUUUUGCACGACGACGGCGUCUCAGGAAACAGCGAGAACAACAACGCCGAAAAGAAGCCCGAGCGGACUCGACCAUCACGGAGUCACACUCCCCCGGUUCGGAUCUCGCCAAGAGUCCGAGCGCCGUUUAUGAGCUGGAUGGGGAAUGGUCCCGACACGAGAUGGGCGACGAUACGGGCCACUAUGAGAUCGACGGGCAGGUGCGGUGCGAGAUGGACGGGGUGGAUGGGGAGAUUAAGGAGAAGAUGGAUGAUGAUUUGUUUGCUGAUGCGGCGGAUGCGAAGCAAAUCAUUUUGUGUUUGGAUGAGAAAAAAGAUUCGAAAAUGAUUAUUGAUGAGAAGAAGAAGGAAAAGGGGGAGAAGGUGCGCGUCAGUGAGAAGGAAAUGGAGGCAAGGAGGGAUAAAGAGGAGCGGGAGCGAGAGCGAGAGCGGCAACAACAGGAACAACAGCAGGAACAACAACAGCAACAACAGCAACAGUUGGAGAAGGAACAGAAGACAACCAAAAACGCUGGCGACGACCUACCGAUGGUCUCGCCAAUAUCACCCCUCUCACCACCGGCGUGGACAGAGGAAGGAGUAGGGCAAACACCGUUUUGCUUACCGGCCAUCAUGCCGGAGCCGGAGAAGUUUAUAGCGGAGGAAUUCAGAGCACACAACAAGGAGAUGGCGAAGAGAGAGAAGGAAGGGGUGAAUCUCAAGUUCCGGUUUGAGGAAGAAACGCAGAAGUAUAUAAAGGUCGACAUACCGUCGGCAAGUGGGAAGGAUGCGGGCGGCCCAUAG
This is a messenger RNA of Sordaria macrospora k-hell, 1638 nucleotides long. RefSeq lists its product as uncharacterized. The record is from RefSeq and is a predicted model, not a curated record. NCBI's taxonomy places the organism in Eukaryota, Fungi, Ascomycota, Sordariomycetes, Sordariales, Sordariaceae.